CUCGUCGUCUGCUUUUCCUCGGUGCGGAACACAAGCCCCUGCCGCCUCCAUUACCGGGCUGUGCCUGUGCGAGGCUGCGAGCGUGGUGGCUGUGUCUGGCUUUGCGGCGGCGGCGGUGAUGGUGGUGGAGAUGGACGGAGGCGUGGGAGUAGCAGCAGCAGGAGGAGGAGGAGCGCAGACGCCGGCGCCGCCGCCGCCGCGGCGGUGGCGCUUGGCGGACGAGCGGUGCGACCUGCGCGCCAUGGAGACGGACUACGUGCGGCGGUUCCACCGGCACGAGCCCCGCGACCACCAGUGCUCCUCCGCCGUCGCCAAGCACAUCAAGGCGCCUGUCCACCUUGUCUGGUCCCUGGUGAGGCGGUUCGACCAGCCACAGCUCUUCAAGCCCUUCGUGAGCCGGUGUGAGAUGAAGGGGAACAUCGAGAUCGGUAGCGUCAGGGAGGUCAACGUCAAGUCCGGGCUGCCGGCCACAAGAAGCACGGAGAGGCUCGAGCUGUUAGACGACGACGAGCGCAUUCUCAGCGUCAGGUUCGUUGGAGGCGAUCACAGGCUGCAGGUAUGCUCUGUUCUUCAUCUAUCUAUAUUCUGUGCUGCCCAUGCGAGAUAUUUUGCCCACCACCUCAAAUGCGUCCUGGAGUUCCUCUGCCAGAUGCAUCUUGAUGUGCUGCCCUGCGACGAUGCCAUCCUCGAGUGAUAGCCCCCCAACAAACUCUUGUCGUCUAUCUAACCAGAAAACAAGCAGCGGUUGUUGUUGUUGUUAUGUACCGGGUGAUGUUUGCAUGCUCUCAACUCCAAGCAUGGCACUGACUUGCCAUCCUUUGACCUUACAUGCCAAGUUCAUCGCAUGAGCACCUGUCACUCGCUGUCGCUUGUCGUGCUCCGUCCGUUUGCCCUCACUCGUCAUCAGCCAGCGAUAGCAACAAGUGGCCCAUGGUCACAACUCACAUGCGUUGCACCUGGAUAAUGGACGAUGGACGCCACCUGGAUAUAAGUUUAUCCGGCCCUGACCCCCUUGGGUUGGUUGCAAGAACGCCAGCGUGUGUGAAAGCUGACGACUAGUCUAAUUCAUCGAUCUGCUGCAUCUCACCUUCCUUUUCCUUUGCCCGCAGAACUACUCCUCCAUCCUCACCGUCCACCCGGAGGUCAUCGACGGCCGGCCAGGGACGCUCGUCAUCGAGUCCUUCGUCGUCGACGUCCCCGACGGCAACACCAAGGACGAGACCUGCUACUUCGUGGAGGCGCUGCUCAAGUGCAACCUCCGGUCACUCGCGGAGGUGUCCGAGGGCCAGGUCAUCAUGGACCAGACGGAGCCCCUUGACCGGUGAAUAAUGAGUCGGACCAUUAUAUUGCAUUGCAUUCUGUGUACGCGUAGACCUGUUCUCCAAUGCAUGGAGCCCCUAGGUUCUUGGAAAACUGCUAUGCCGCGUUCAAAGUCAAGUUCUUUUUCCCCCUCCUUGCGAUUGUGUUUUUCUGUUCUUCUCCGGCGUUGUAUGUCGCGGAGGGAGAAGUGCAGAGUAUGAUGUGCUUGAUGAAAAUUGAAAGAAAAAAAAAAGAAUUUAG
Molecule: messenger RNA, 1560 nt
Organism: Zea mays
Lineage: Eukaryota; Viridiplantae; Streptophyta; Magnoliopsida; Poales; Poaceae
Exons: 2
Coding region: 119-694 (191 amino acids)
Biological process (GO): abscisic acid-activated signaling pathway
Cellular component (GO): nucleus; cytoplasm
Molecular function (GO): protein phosphatase inhibitor activity; signaling receptor activity; abscisic acid binding
Source: RefSeq, marked provisional